Aspergillus clavatus NRRL 1 is the source of this 528-nucleotide messenger RNA. RefSeq names its product DUF1772 domain-containing protein. The record is from RefSeq and is a predicted model, not a curated record. The transcript is spliced from 2 exons. NCBI's taxonomy places the organism in Eukaryota, Fungi, Ascomycota, Eurotiomycetes, Eurotiales, Aspergillaceae. The coding region runs from base 1 to 528 and encodes 175 amino acids.
AUGAGCGCCUUCCCACCCGCAUUUCGCGCAGCCCAAGUAGUCGGCCUGACCGGCGCUGCCUGGCUCUCAGGCAACAUCUUCGUCUACAGCAUAGGCUUCACGCCAAGCAUCCUCCAAGCCCUCCAUGAAAACAACAUCCCCCCAGCUACUGCCGCCAAGCUCUGGCAAAACGCCUACGCCCGCGGCAAGGCGCAGAACCCGCCCCUCGCGGCCGCCACGGCCGCCGCAUUCCUGUACCUGGCCUGGAGUGUGCGCGAGGGCACGGCGCUAUCGCUGCUGGCACCGCAGGGCAGCACAGUCCUGUAUAGCGCUGCUGCGGUGUUGACGGUGGGGAUUGUCCCGUAUACGUUGGCGUUUAUGAUGGGGACGAACCACGAGCUGGAGGCAAAGGCGGAGUCCAAGGUUGGGGCUGAGUUGCCGGCGAGGGAGGUUGAGCCUUUGUUGAAUCGGUGGGAGGCUUUGAAUGUGAUUCGGGGGGUUUUUCCUUUGGUUGCGGGGGUUUUGGGGUUGGUUGCUGCUUUACCUUGA